Molecule: messenger RNA, 1621 nt
Organism: Dromiciops gliroides (monito del monte)
Lineage: Eukaryota; Metazoa; Chordata; Mammalia; Microbiotheria; Microbiotheriidae
Gene: SRMS
Product: src-related kinase lacking C-terminal regulatory tyrosine and N-terminal myristylation sites
Exons: 8
Coding region: 16-1518 (500 amino acids)
Biological process (GO): protein phosphorylation; cell surface receptor protein tyrosine kinase signaling pathway; cell differentiation
Cellular component (GO): extrinsic component of cytoplasmic side of plasma membrane
Molecular function (GO): non-membrane spanning protein tyrosine kinase activity; signaling receptor binding; ATP binding
Source: RefSeq, a predicted model, not a curated record
CUCUCAGCAGCCGGGAUGGAACCUUUCUUAAGGAAACAUUUGACCUUCCUAUCAUUCUUUUGGAACAAGCUUUGGCCCACGAGUAUCCCUGAUGACUGCAUCCCCAGAUAUCCAGGCCCUGAUCCUGUCACAAUGGACCUUGAUCCUGACCCUGACCCAGAACCCCUCUCUCCAAAAUCGAGCAGCCCUCCUCCUGCAGUCCUUUUCAUGGUUCUGUAUGACUUCACAGCCAGGUGUGCAGAUGAGCUGAGUGUGAGCCGAGGAGACAAGCUCUUUGUGAUCAAAGAAGAGGGUGACUACAUCUUUGCCAGGAGGCUCUCUGGUCGGCCAAGCACUGGGCUGGUACCCAUUAAUUAUGUGGCCAAAGCCACCCAGGAGACCUUCUCUGAUCAACCGUGGUACUUUGAUGGGAUUAGCAGGAGUGAGGCCCAACAGCUUCUACUCUCCUCCUCCAAUCAGCAUGGAGCCUUUCUGGUUCGACCCAGUGAGAGUAGUCGUGGAGACUACUCUCUGUCAGUUCGCACACAAGCCAAGGUCUGCCACUACCGAAUUGCCAAGUCCCCAGAGGGUGGCCUGUACAUUCAGAAAGGUCAGGUUUUCCCCAGCCUGGAGGAGCUCCUCACCUACUACAAAACCAACUGGAAGAUUAUCCAGACACCCCUGCUGCAGCCCUGUGUGCAAGAGCGGCCACUGGAGAGGGAUGAAUGGGAACGGCCUCGGUCUGAGUUUGCCCUUCGAAGAAAGCUGGGAGAAGGCUAUUUUGGAGAGGUGUGGGAAGGCUUGUGGCUGAAUAAGAUUCCAGUGGCCAUAAAGAUCAUAAAGUCUGCUGACAUGAAGCUUGAUGACUUCACCAAGGAGAUUCAGAACUUAAAGAAUCUAAAACACGAGAAGCUGAUCAGGUUGCAUGCGGUCUGCUCCAUCGGGGAGCCUGUCUACAUUGUGACAGAGCUCAUGAGAAAAGGGAACCUCCAGAGCUUCCUCAGCAGUCCAGAAGGAAGGGCCCUCAGCAUCAUCCACCUCGUGAGUAUUGCCUGCCAGGUGGCUGAGGGGAUGACCUACCUGGAGGAGAGGCACAUUGUGCACCGGGAUCUAGCUGCUCGAAACAUCCUGGUGGGAGAUGACCUCACCUGCAAGAUCGCAGACUUUGGCUUGGCCAGACUGCUGAAGGAUGAUAUUUAUUCCACAAAAAGCAGCACCAAAAUCCCUGUAAAGUGGACAGCACCAGAAGCAGCCAAUUAUAGAAUUUACUCACAGAAGUCAGAUGUUUGGUCCUAUGGGAUCCUGCUUUAUGAGGUCUUCACAUAUGGACAGUGUCCCUAUGAAGGAAUGACCAAUCAGGAGACCAUUCAGCAGAUCUCCCGUGGUUACCGGCUGCCUCGACCACCCACUUGUUCCCCUGAGGUCUAUGUGCUCAUGUUGGAGUGCUGGAAGGGCAAUGCUGAGGAGAGGCCUGCCUUUGCUGUGCUCAGGGAGAAGCUUAGCUCCAUCUACAGACGUCUCCAUCAUUCCUUCACAUGACCUAUGCCCCGUUGUCUUCCCCUACAUUCUCUCCCCAUUUUCCUUCCCCAAACCAAAAGCUGUACAUAUCCCCAACCCAACCUCUGGCUUUGGGAACAGAAUU